Dendronephthya gigantea is the source of this 1092-nucleotide messenger RNA. RefSeq lists its product as uncharacterized. Gene Ontology annotation, molecular function: zinc ion binding; hydrolase activity, acting on acid anhydrides, in phosphorus-containing anhydrides; nucleic acid binding. Bases 112 to 969 code for a protein of 285 amino acids. The transcript has 2 exons. The record is from RefSeq and is a predicted model, not a curated record. NCBI's taxonomy places the organism in Eukaryota, Metazoa, Cnidaria, Anthozoa, Malacalcyonacea, Nephtheidae.
GGUUGGACAGCAGGCCGCAAAGCAUGAUGGGUAUUGAGCGCUCAAUUAUGCGAACGCUUCAUUUGACGUUUUGACUGUCGUGAUGUGAAGAGCUCUGCGAGUAUAGGAAAAAUGGAUGCUUUCGAAAGACAGGAUUUUCAAGCUGCGAUAGUGCAAAAUACUAUGAUGUAUAUGUAUUGUUGCGAUCCGCAUUACGACUUAUCUUUUACUGUACCGAGUUUACCGUUUUUUAAGCUGCAUGGGCUUUGCUGCCAUUUCGCCUUUCAUAAUACUCCGUCUGAAAGAAGACUUUGUAUUAUACCAAACACCGAAGCACUGCUUUCGAAGUUGAAUGGCCUUAAAUCUCCUUGUGUCAUCAACGUUAAAGCAAGUACUAUAUUUGAGUUUGGUACUAUCCCUGAUGAAUUUAUUCAUUGUAAAGCGGAGAGAAUGCUUUUAAUUUGGGAUUUUGAUGUGGAUCGUGUAUUGACAGAAAAUACGAGCGCUGUGGAUGCGGUUACUCCUGAUUUUGAUGACAUCGAAAUUAAUAAUGAGGACAGUGAAGAAGAUGAAAGUGAAGAAGUUGAAAGUGAUGAGGAAGAAAUCACUCAUGCUCUACCAUUCAAGUGCAUUGGAGCUGCUCAUGAACAAAGUUACCAACAUCAUCUGGAACAGGCAUAUCUUGCCCUUGAAUAUAAUGAAUCAGUAAAUGUUAGACUAAGACCAGAGCCGGAGAAUCCUCGGGACCAAAAUGCAAUUGCUAUUGAUCUUCAUUAUGGAACUCAAUGGGAAAAUGUUGGAUAUAUAGCUUCUGAACAUUGCAAGUAUUUACAUCCACUGAUUGCAGCAGGAGAUAUACUAGACGUCUAUGUUGAACACAUCAAGUUUCGGGUUAACUUUUUAAAAAUAGGAUUUUAUCCAAAAAUCUGGAUAAAGAGGCGUGGUAAAUGGGAAGGUCAGAUUGUAAGGGCUAGUAUGAGUGUACGUUGACAUAUAAUUUCAUAAGAACCAGGGUUUGCAAGUUGUGAAUUUCUGCAAUUAUUUCCAUUGGCUAACCUAUGUAGAUUUUUCCAGCAUUUUUGCCAUCAACUUGUUUUUAGUCUGGUUUCCAUA